This is a messenger RNA of Exophiala aquamarina CBS 119918, 1251 nucleotides long. RefSeq lists its product as uncharacterized. The coding region runs from base 1 to 1251 and encodes 416 amino acids. Lineage: Eukaryota; Fungi; Ascomycota; Eurotiomycetes; Chaetothyriales; Herpotrichiellaceae. The transcript has a single exon. The record is from RefSeq and is a predicted model, not a curated record.
AUGUUCGAAAAUGUACCUCACGAGGCGCUGUUAGUUUCCUUCAAGUCAAGUUCGACACCACCCGCCACGGGUGCACCCCACCGCCAGGCUCUGAAGUGGUACAACCGAGGCCUUUCCAAUCUCCAACAGCGAAUGGAGCGGAACGAAAUGGAUAGUACAUAUGCUUUACUCACUUGCAUAUUGUGUACCUGCAUAGAGUUUCAGCAAAACAAUAUCGGCAAUGCCAUGGAACUCAUUCAGAGUGGGUUCAAGGUUUUGAGUCAAACAUUGCGCAGUAAAAAAAGUACGCAGUCGGCACAAAUGGGUGUCUUCAGCGAGGUCAUCGUGUCAUUUUUUACUCGACACGCGGUCGCCGUAGCAAACUUUGUCAUGCUGCCACUUUCGGACUGGUCUGGCGAUGUGUCGCCCACCAAUGAUGCCGGACGAUCUGUUUCAUCCCCAUCGGAUCAAGUCUCUAGGAUCAGGUCGCACCUCUUCCAUCUCAUGUAUCAAGCAUAUCAGACCGUAAGGGUUGCCAUUCUGAUGUGGCAAGACGUCGAAAUCAUCAAAGGACUUUUGUCAGCGCAAAGGGUGACCAUUGAUGAAUUGAAAAGGUGGCGCGUUUCAUUUACCGGAUAUUGUUCUUCGCACCGGGACACCAUGAGUGGUCGGGAUAUGCAACUAUUGACAUCACACUUGUUGAUAUCCUGGAAUGUUUGUUACAUCUGGUUGGAAGCUUGCACCGAGAUCAGUGAGAUGGCAUACGACAAGCACAUGGAUCAUUUUGCCGAGAUACUCCUAGAAUGUGAGCGUGUCCUAGCCCUAGCUGUGCAACAGACGGUCGAGGGGCAACCACGCACCAAGAUUGUAGUGGAAUUGGUGCCACCGCUGUACUUCACGGUGAUGAAGUGCCGUGAUCCAGUCCUGAGGAGGAAGGCACUUGCUCUCCUCGAGAAAGUACCGCCAGAUGGACCAUGGGCCGAUGUCCUGACGGCACGAGUUGUUCGGAAUGCCAUUACACUGGAAGAGGGCCAGCCAUACAACCCUGUAGACCUUACGGAACCAAAACCCUUGUGCGAGCUACGCGCACGUCCCCUACCGCCUGAGGACCGCCGAUUGCACACAAUUGCGUUCACAGGCCAGGAGAGAACAGAUGUCGGCUACACGACCUGCUUGCAGCUGGGAAAGAUCGCUAUCGACGCAAGUGGGAAAAAAAGAGCCGUCCACGAAACCAUUCGAAUCCAGGACUCGACAAGAAUGGUCGCGCUCUGA